AUGCCUAGAAAGCUGCGAGCGGCCGCACAGGCGGCCGCGCAAUCAAUGAAAAAUGUUCCGCCCCCGCUUGGCGACGGUUCAGACGAAGAGAUGAUUGGAGCCCCUCCGUCGCGUGAGUCGUCUGCACCUGUGGUACCAGACGAAGCAGACGAGGAGGAGGAGGAGGACCAAGAGAACGAAGGAGGAAACGAAGACCAAGGAGAGGCUUCAUCGAAGGCGGAGGACGCCGAUACUUCAGCGCAGCCUACACCAGCGGCGGAAGAAGGGGAAGAAGCAGCAGCGACACCCGCACAGCACUCCAAUCCGCCAUCACGACCCGAUACCCCAACACAUCUCGAAACUGGCCGCAUGUCGGCCAUUCCGCGAAAACGGCGCAUCGGCCGUCCGCCCAAGAAUCGUCCUCCAGACUGGGACGCGCCGGCUGACGGACAGCAAAUUCAAGUCAGCACCCCGAUCAAGAGGAGACGCGGCCGGCCUGCCGCGAGCGGGGGGAGAUGGGGCCGCGGCCGUGGACCGUCUCAUGUCACGCAAGUGCCAAUUGACAAGGAAGGGAAUAUGAUGGAUGUCAUUGAUGAUGAGGUAGCGGUUCCUGGCGAUCCGGAGGGGGACACCAAGGUCGAUAAGAACGGUAUUCUGCAGGGCGAUCGAGAGUACAGGGUUCGGACGUUCACGAUUCUCAACCGUGGUGAGCGACAGUACAUGUUGUCUACGGAACCGGCAAGAUGUAUUGGUUUUAGGGACUCGUAUCUGUUCUUUCAGAAACACAAGCUGCUCUACAAGAUCAUCAUCGAUGAUGAUGCGAAACGCGAUUUGAUCGAGAGAGAUAUUAUCCCCCAUUCUUACAAGGGUCGCGCCAUCGGUGUGGUGACUGCCCGCUCUGUGUUCCGCGAGUUUGGUGCAAAGAUUAUUGUCGGCGGAAAGAAAGUCAUUGAUGAUUACAACGCCCAGGCUGCCAGAGAGCGUGGAGACGUGGAGGGUGAGCUUGCUGUACCAGAGGACAAGCUUCCGCCGCCGGGUGAGCCAUACAACAAGAACCAAUAUGUAGCAUGGCACGGCGCCAGUAGCGUUUACCACACCAGCACGCCCACUAUUCCCAUACCUGGUACUGGCAAGGUGGUUGAUUCUAAGAAGCGAAAAGUCACCGUUACAGGAGAUAACUGGAUGUUGGAACACGCCCGCGAAGCCGCCAACUUCAAUGCCGUCCUAUCUCAUACACGCCAGCAGAACCUCGGGGGCGUCUACGACAUUCACACAAAUAUCAUACAAUACCCUAAGAUCAUGCAACCUACGCACGCUCGCUGGGAGCGAAUACCCCCUGCUGAUCACCGAGGCGCAAAUAAACUCACAAAAGAUAUGUCGACCCUUACCUUGUCGAACGGCGUGAUCGGUGAAGAGAAUAUUCAACCAGAGAUAGAACAUCAGGACAACCAGCCGGACGGAGAGACGCCUACUAUCUUCUCCACUAUCCCUUCUACGCUUUCGCGUCGGUUUGCUGUCCUUGACGUUCAUACGGAGAGCUCGCCAUAUUCCAACAUGGGUAUACCUGGUCCCGACGGCGAUGUCCAUGAUCUGGGCUCAAACGGCUUAAUCAGCGUCGCAAACCCCAAGCAUCCCGAAUUUGUGAACCCCGAGAUCCUUGAUGAGUUGCCACUUGAGUGCAAGGAAGCUCUCGUCGAAGCCGCGUCCCAGGAAUGGGAGUGGAAGUCGAGGUGGUGCAGCGAGGUGGACGAUGGGGCGAGGGUUGCGCCGCGUAAGAGCUAUGCGUGGUUUCCCUGA
Messenger RNA from Aspergillus mulundensis, 1776 nucleotides. Its product is annotated as chromatin structure-remodeling complex subunit RSC7. The coding region runs from base 1 to 1776 and encodes 591 amino acids. The record is from RefSeq and is a predicted model, not a curated record. The transcript has 3 exons. Gene Ontology annotation, cellular component: nucleus. NCBI's taxonomy places the organism in Eukaryota, Fungi, Ascomycota, Eurotiomycetes, Eurotiales, Aspergillaceae. Gene Ontology annotation, molecular function: chromatin DNA binding.